ACCUCACUCCAGUUUUUCACCCUUCGAGGUGAACAAGAUGUAUCAACAAUGAGUUAGCGGAACUAACGGAGAUGAAUAUUGAUAAGAUUUGUAUUGUGUGCAAUCGAAUUCAGCUUUGUCAGUUAUCAGACAGAUGCAAGCAACAGCAUCAGAUGAUGAUGAGAUGCUCAUUACACAACUUCCGAUGGUCUGUUCACAGCUUUAACACUUACAACGAACCCCAGUACAGGCUGGCGUACUCUUUAAAGUAGAACUAAAGUGUUUCUGUAUUUGUAAUGAAGAUUUUUGUUCUGUAAUUUUUCAAAGCAUACAACAAGGAAUGAAGAAAAUUAGGUUCGUUGUGUUGGUUCUCCUGCUCGCAUUGAGGAUAAGAGACAGUCAAUCUAUUGGUCAGACGGGAGGCUUACCAACCAAUAAUGCUAGUGUCAUGGCCACUCCCUCUGGUACCUCCUUGUCCAUAAUGAAGACAGGCGAUAUCUCUUCUCACUCCUCUUCUAUGGAAACUGGCACAAUAAAUUCCUCUUCAGUGACCUCAUCGUUAAAAAAUGUGCAGUUCGGAGUUAGCUCAGCGACUCCUUCUCCAGUGAAGGUAAGCACCAGAAACACUUCUUCAGUUGACACCCCUUCAGCUAUCCAAUCAACUGAAAUUGUUACUAGAAAAACUGAACCAGAAACCCCAGUAUCGAGAACCUCAGCAUUGGGGAAUUCAGUGUCAGGGACAUCAGUGUCUGUGGUCUCCGGCUUAGGAGGUCAGCCAUCAAGUUUUUCGUCUUUCGUAGCCUCGUCCUCGGGAUCCACAAGCCACUCGUUUACAGGAACUGUUCCCACUGCAACAAAGGCAGAGGAUAUCCCUUUGAGUUCUUCUUUCAGAGACAACUCCUAUGUGACUAAUGAAGCCACACCUUCGUCCUUCCCUAAAGCAGACUCGAAAAACCUAAGUGAAUCUCCAUCCUUGACUUUGCACAACUCGACACUUCUUGGCGAUAGUGCCAGCUCCACCCCUGCUUCCGGUACUGGUGAGACUUCCGGUGUUGCUCAGGAGCUUCAGAGCUUUUUGUCUUUGUUAGGAAUAGUAUCGGGCAACUCCAGCAGAUCCAUGACAGCCGAAUUUCUGCCCUCGCUGAUGAAUAGCGGCAUUUUGCUUCAGAACACUUUGCAGAAGCUCAGUCUCGUGACUCAAGACCUACAAUUAUCAAUACACUGCGCGGCGGACCUUGCAGCCUUCCAGACGGGACUUCAAAAGGGGGAACCUUGGACCUUACAAAUGAUAGACGCCAUGGGAAAACCACAGGCAGGUAUACUGCUAGGGGAGAAAACACUUGUGGGACAGUAUGACGAAUGUCGGGGGAUUUCCCAAAAGAUGAAUGAUGGUGUGAUCGAGGGGCUGUUUUGUACUCUUCAAGUGAAGAUGGACUUUUCCAGUCUCGGUGGUCAACUGGCUCUUCUGAGCCAAGUCCUCGGCACCGUAUUCGUUGACAUCUGUCUUCCGGCUUCAUGUAGAGACGACGUGGGCCUGCUGGCGACAGACGUAGCUGACGCCUUUGGACAAAAAGUUCUUGGGACGACCUGCGUCGCGCCCAAGGAUCCUACUGGUGACCAACUAUUCUGGGUCACCAUAGGGAUCAUCGCCUUCCUUGGCCUCCUUGGAGCGUGUGGCACAGCCUACGGCGUUCGCCUCAAAGGGAGCGACAAAGGGGCGACAACACAAAGCACGGCGAGGACGGCGCACUCAUAUAUCAAUAUGGCUUUUAAUGGGGAAACACACACCAGUGGAAGAACCACAUUACAGGAAGUAAUGGUUGAAGACAAGAAUCCCUCACCUACGGUAACUUCCAGUCCCGAACCAGUGGAGUCCGGGGUCAUCAGAUCCAGAGGUCUGUGUUCCAAACUGCUGUUGAGUUUCUCGGUACUAGAAAACGGCAAAAAGUUGCUAAGCUUUGAGAGAGGUCAAGGUGACCUGUCCUGCCUUCACGGCAUCCGGGUCAUUACCAUCACGUGGGUCAUCCUGGGUCACUGCUUUUCCGCUCCACCUGGCACAACAGCCAACUCAGUAGGAAACACAGCAGCCGUGAUGACCAUGAUACAAGACUGGACAAUGACACCUUUAGUCAGUGGAACUCUUUCUGUUGAUACCUUCUUCCUUUUAAGCGGUUGCCUGACAUCCUACCUGUUCUUACGACAGGCACAGAAGGCUGGCGGCAUCACGUGCAGGAACAUGAUUCUGUACUACGUGCACCGAUUCUGGAGGCUGACACCUUUGUAUAUGAUGACUAUCAUGUUUUAUGCCGGAAUAAUGCCAUACCUUAUGAGCGGUCCCUACGACAACUCGCAAACAGCUGCCGUGACGAACUGCAAGAAGUACUGGUGGGCUAACCUUCUCUAUGUCAACAACAUUGUUACGAUGAAGAAACUGUGUCUGGGCUGGAGCUGGUAUCUGUCUGAUGACAUGCAGUUCUAUGUCAUUGCCCCCAUUAUUCUCGUGCCAUGGGUAUUCGGGAAAAGGACUAUCGGGAUUCUUAUCUGCAUUGCUAUGAUCAUCGUUCACAUCGUCACAAACUCCAUUUUUAUCACAAGAGAUCAUCUACAAUAUCUCUAUGGAAAUACUCAGAUGGACUAUAUGACAGAAGUCUACUUUCCUCCCUGGACCCGUGUUGCUCCAUUUGUACUCGGUGUCCUCCUGGGCUACAUGCUGCACUCCACUGGAUGCAAGUACAAAAUGCAGCGGCUUCUCGUCCUGUUAGGGUGGCUCUCGGCAGCUGGGGUAGGUCUGACCGCUGUUUACACUCAGUUUGAUAAUGUCAAAGAUGUGGACAAGACUCUGCACCUGGCCUGGGACUCAAACCAGUUUGCCGUGUACGAGGCUCUCAGUCGACCAGCGUGGGCAUGCGCAGUGGCUUGGGUCGUACUGGCUUGUUGCACAGAUCAUGGAGGCUUUGUAAACACCUUCUUGUCCUGGAGGGGCUGGGCGCCUCUGUCACGGCUGACCUACGGGGCCUACCUGUUCCACCUCAUCACAUUCUGUGUCAUCAUGGGCAACAAAAUCGCACCUUUCCAUCUUUCCUCCUGGACUGUGGCCGAGCUAACCAUCUCUGUCACGGUUCUAACCUACAUGGUGUCCUUCGUCUUCUCGCUGUUGGUGGAGUCGCCUACUCUUGGCCUCGAGAAGGCGCUGCUUGGUGGCGCUGGUAACAGAAAACAUUAGAGUCGCCUGCUGUAUGCAUCAGAGACACAUCUCAUCAGUUUUACCUUUUUGUCACAUAAAGUUUUACCAAGAUAUUUACUGAAGAAGCAAACAUUGUUGUUGACCUCAGCAGCCAUAUCGGUCUCUUUCAUCUGUGUUGAUAACUCUUUUGAUAACUUUCACGCCAAACGACGAUGAAAACUAUCAAUGUAAUUUUCAGAUGCCUCGAAUUAUUAACGACAGGUUUAAAUGUCAUUUUACUUUUGCUUCUUUAUCUGUAUAUAAUAAAACCAUAUCAUAGGGGGAAAAUGUAAAUAUCAAUCCUCAUUUGUUGCUGCUACUGAUGGUAUAUUUUACAUAAUAAUUUGUGGCAAAGAAGAAAGAUGAGAAAGCAACUUUGAUUGGUUGUAAUGCAAAAAGUUCUGACCAUAAAGGAUAAAAUAUUGCUCGUUCAAGGUAUAUCAUUAUUCAAUUCUGCCAUAUCGGGAUACUAUUAUAUUGCAAAUAUUUUGAAGCAUAUCAAUAAAUUAGAGACUAGAAAGUCUAUAAUUG
This is a messenger RNA of Pomacea canaliculata, 3733 nucleotides long. Its product is annotated as O-acyltransferase like protein-like. NCBI's taxonomy places the organism in Eukaryota, Metazoa, Mollusca, Gastropoda, Architaenioglossa, Ampullariidae. The record is from RefSeq and is a predicted model, not a curated record. Gene Ontology annotation, molecular function: acyltransferase activity, transferring groups other than amino-acyl groups. The transcript is spliced from 15 exons. The coding region runs from base 320 to 3202 and encodes 960 amino acids.